Molecule: messenger RNA, 640 nt
Organism: Dicrocoelium dendriticum
Lineage: Eukaryota; Metazoa; Platyhelminthes; Trematoda; Plagiorchiida; Dicrocoeliidae
Source: the annotation of a GenBank genome assembly
CCAUUUCUGUAAAACUAAAUCACUGCCACCCCGCUGCCUUGCGGACAGGCUUUUGAGCCAAAGGCUUUGGAUGAGGACCCUAAUCGUUCUCCUGUCUAGGUCUGGGCGCCCUGGCAGUAUCCCAGCCCACAUACAACCAUGACAUUUUCUUCAAACAUAAAUUUCAUCCUGCAUCGGCCGUCGCGCAGAUUAUCAAGGGUCGCCUUAUCUGCUGCAUACAGCAGGGCGGAUAAGCGAAAGCAUGCUACUGCUGGCGCCUCCCUUCUUUCUUUUCCACCUUUUUCUCUUACUCCCAUCCCGGCCCCCAUUACUAACCUUCCUUCUAUAAUUCCCAGCUUAAUUGACAGCAACCGAAGUGCUACUGGAGUAGAACCAUCUGCAGCCACCAUCCCACAGCACCUAUCGGACGCCUAUCGGCAAAAGUUCCUUAUAAGGCCACGCUGUCCCGUUACCAUGGCGACAUUCAACGUCCGCACUCUAAGACAAACAGGUCAGCAGGCUGCACUCGCACGCACCUUAGACACACUGGAUGUUGAUGUGUGUUGUGUGUCCGAAACUAGGAUUAAUGACCCUAACGGGGUUAUUGAAUUGACUGCACCCGGCUUAUCCUCUCGUUAUUGGUUGCACGCAUCCGGAGACG